Molecule: messenger RNA, 4067 nt
Organism: Chiloscyllium plagiosum (whitespotted bambooshark)
Lineage: Eukaryota; Metazoa; Chordata; Chondrichthyes; Orectolobiformes; Hemiscylliidae
Gene: vipr2
Product: vasoactive intestinal peptide receptor 2
Biological process (GO): cell surface receptor signaling pathway; adenylate cyclase-modulating G protein-coupled receptor signaling pathway
Cellular component (GO): plasma membrane
Molecular function (GO): G protein-coupled peptide receptor activity; vasoactive intestinal polypeptide receptor activity; peptide hormone binding
Source: RefSeq, a predicted model, not a curated record
GAGCAAAAACGGGAAGGAGUGAGAGAGUUGAAUGACAUUUCCCUGAGGAAUCUCUGGGAAUUGAAGUCGCAGUCAGUGCCAGUUACUGGGAGAGCGUGUCUGAGUAGAGGUGGAUGUGAACGGGCUGCCUGUACACUUGCUCAUUCCCAUCUGGAAAUAUUGGGGUGGGGAGGUGUGUGUGAGUGUGAGCUGAUGGUGUUACCGACUGGAAGGAAUAGCCCUCAUUGGAAAGAACUGAAGAAGGCGUCGCCAUGAGGGAGAUUCUGUUCAAAAUCUCCUUCACCUUCUGCUCCUUGUUUGCGGUAAAUGGCAUCCACCCCAACUGCCGUCUGUAUCUGGAAAUACAGCGGGAGGAACUCCGCUGCUUGACUCAGUUGAACAAACCCAACAACACAGGACUGUCAAAAGGAUGCCCUGGGGUUUGGGAUAAUGUUACCUGCUGGAUGCCGGCCGAGGUUGGAGAAACAGUCAUCAUGCCCUGUCCAAGAUCGCUUGGUUUCAUCAAUAAACCAGCUAAUGUCAGCAAGAAUUGCACAGUUGAAGGUUGGACAGACACCUUUCCAGCAUAUACUAAUGCCUGUCUAUACUCCACCAAUGAAGCUGAUAAAAAUGUUGCCUUUUUCGUGGUGGUGAAGGCUAUUUAUACGCUGGGACACAGUAUCUCCUUAGUUGCUCUCACGACUGGAUCAGCGAUGCUUUGCUUCUUUAGAAAACUUCAUUGCACGCGGAACUACAUCCACCUGAACCUGUUUUUCUCUUUCAUUUUGCGUGCAAUAUCUGUUUUACUGAAAGAUGAAAUUUUGUAUUCAGAACAUCAUCAGUGUACUGAAGCAGCACAGAUUGCCUGUAAAACGAUUUUGGUCUUCUUCCAGUAUUUCGUCAUUGCCAACUUCUACUGGCUGUUGGUGGAAGGUUUGUACCUGCACACCCUCCUUAUGAUCUUUUUCUCGGAAAAUAAAUACUUUGUCCUCUACAUACUGAUUGGCUGGGGAAUUCCAGCAAUCAUUGCAAUUGUCUGGACUAUUACAAGAAUCUAUUUCGAAGACAUUGCGUGCUGGGACAUGAAUAUCCACAGCAUUCCUUGGUGGACACUCAAAGGACCAAUCUUAGCAUCUAUCAUUCUAAACUUUCUCCUGUUUAUUAGUAUUGUACGAAUACUGAUGCAGAAACUAAAGUCACCAGAUAUUCAGGGCAACAACGACUCACAGUACAAGAGACUCGCCAAGUCCACAUUGUUCCUCAUCCCAUUGCUUGGAAUACAUUACAUCGUGUUUGCUAUUUUCCAGGACAAUGUUUUCAAUAAAUAUCAGAUUGCAUUUGAAUUAUGUUUUGGAUCUUUUCAGGGGCUUAUUGUUUCAGUCCUGUACUGCUUUUUAAAUAGUGAGGUUCAAGUUGAACUGAAAAAGAAAUGGCGGAGCCUGGUUUCAGGUUGUCACUUGAAGCCUGAUUACAAUAAGCACAGAACAUCAUUUUCAGGGAAUGGCUAUUCUCGCCGUUGUACACGAUCUCAGUCCUUCUUGCAGACGGAAACAUCUCUGGUCUAAAUGUGGUUCCAAGGCCAGUAGUUUUCUCCUUAACAAAAAUCCAGCAGAAUCAAGCGACCUCCGUACAUUCCGUGAUAGAGAUCUGGGAGAAGCUGAUGGAAAUGUCGGGCACAGAUAGUUCCUUUCCAAACUCGAGUAUUUGCGUUUUGAGAUGUGUACGCUUAAAACUUUCAGCAGUAGGAACAGGCCAACACCAUUUAAAGAGUUUCUUGAUUUUUUUUUAUCUAUAAUAUCUCCUUCUGCACCAAUUAAGUGACAGCUUGAACAUUCAUUUACCAAACUUUCUGAAGUCAACUUUUUCACCUUGCAAUACGGAUAAGCCAUAUCAUCAAUCCCUGGAAUGCAUUGAGUUCCUGAUAUCUGAGGUCCUUGAAGAUAUUUGGGCACUCGUACACUUUCACAGAAAUCUGUCAGCAGUAUUUAUUGAAAUUGUAUCAUGUCACACUUGGACUGUGUCAUCACAAGAGUUAGAUUUGUGAGGUUAUUUUGUAUAUUGUUUAAACAUUCCAGGAUUUUAAGUUGUAUGACUCAUGUUCUAAUUGUUUCAUAACUUGUAUUGCAUUAGAUGGGAGAUGAUGGCAUAAUGGUAAAGGUUCCAAGACAGAGGCUAAUUUUGUGGGGAGAAUCAGUUCCGAUCCCACAGCAGCAGCUAAUGGAUUUUAAAUUCAAUGAAUGAAAUCUGGAAUUGAAAGCUAAACUCAAUAAUGGUGACCAUGACAACUAUCACUCAUUGUCAAAAAGACUCAUCGGGUUUCUUAAUGUCCUAUUGGUCAGAGAUCUGCUGUCUUUACCCUGUCUGCCUGACAUGUGAGUCCAGAUCGGCAGCAGUGUGAUCAAAUCCCGAACUGCGCUCUAAAAUGGCACAGCAACCCAUUUACUUCAAGGAAGGGCAAUAUACGGCCUUGUGAGCAAUGCCUAUCACCCAGGAAAGAUUAAAGAAGGCAAUUUUGUGCCACAAAGUGUACUUUGAGGGAUUAAUCUGGGGCUGUGUUGUGAAUAAGAAUGUGACAAUUAGAAACUAACACCACUGCUCUGUGGGACUGUGGUACUCAAGAAACAUUUGAGGCCUGGAUAUUACUGAGACCUAGCUGGAAUAAAUGGUGGGUUUGAAUGAUGUUUUUCUCUCUGCUAUUUCCUUAGAAUUAUGGAAUGGUACAACAAAGCAGGAGAACUUUAAACUAUCUUGUAAAUUCAUCCCUUAUUGGAAAACUCUCCAAUUUAAGAAUGUAUCCAUUUUCUUGGAAAGACUAUUUUUAAAAUUAUUUACUCCAGCCUUUUAGGUUGUGCAUUCCAGAUCAUCAUAACUCAGUUUGAAUAAAAUUCUCUUCAUUUCACUUUCUCUUCUUUACCAAUUCAUUUAGGCACUUCUGCUAUUGAAAACUAUUCCCUCUGUUCACUUUAUCGAAGAUAUUAAAGCUCCUUAGUGUUCUCCAAUAAGAACUUCACAGCUCCUGGAAUACAUAGGGGAAAAAAUUAGGCCAUUCAACCCAUUGAGUCUUUUCUGAGGUGAAGUGCCUCAAUGUGACUGAUGUCUCACACCCUUGGUACCAGUUCAGUAACUCCCUCUGCAUCCUCUCUUGACAUUAGCAUAAGUCAAAUUAGUUUAAAUAGAUCAAAGACUCCAUGCAACAAUCCCUAGCCUCACAACUGCAUUCAAAUAAUAUCAACUAUAAGUUGAAUAAAAUAUAAUGAAUGGACAUCAGAACCAAAACCCUUAACAAAAAACUAUGAAUUGGUGAUGUAAAGAAUUAGUAGUAACUACCAUCUACUUAUCUUCUAAAUAUUUCAAAAUAGCUAAUUCUUCCAUUUGGUCAGCAUCGAACAUGCAAUUGCAUUUCUAUUUGCACUGCAGAUAGUGCAGAAUUGGAUAAUGCAGAAAAAAAACUGGCUUUCAAUAAAAUAACGUGAUUUUAGCAUCAGUGAAAGAGUCAGUGCAGUGAAAUGGUCAUCUGGAAACCUCAAUUUGGUUCAGAUGUUUCAAUGAAUGAUUAUAAUAACACAAGCAGCAACAAGGGGAGAACGUUUGCAUUCUCCAGUCAACAGCUGCAGUGCCCUGAAAUACCCUGGAAGGCCAUUUGUCGCCACCCCCCCUCCCCACACCUUAUCCCAUGGCCUGGGAGGUGACUGUAAACAUCAUGUUAAUAAUCACUCGGGCUUUCAGGAGAGGUCUGCACUCAGACCACACCUCCUCACUCUGUGGUCAAUCCAAAUAAACUAUCCCCAUACAUGAGAGAGACAGUUGGUGAUGACCUGAUCCUCCAGUCAAAAUGGUGCGUGUUUCUCUCUCUGUAAUGUUACUCCAAUCCAAGAACAGUCAUUUUUUAAAAAAUUAUUCAUUUACGAGAUGUAGGUGUUGCUGUCUAAGCUAGCAUUCAUUGUUCAUCCUGAAUUGCCCAGAGUGGAGAGAAGAUUGCUGACAGAAUGAUACAGGCCAGAACAGGUGAGGUAGGCAGUUCCCUUCCCUAAAGGAGCAUAAUAGAGUCAUAGAGAUGUACAGCCUGGAAACAGACCCUUCAGUCCAAC